Pyricularia pennisetigena is the source of this 120-nucleotide messenger RNA. RefSeq lists its product as uncharacterized. The record is from RefSeq and is a predicted model, not a curated record. Bases 1 to 120 code for a protein of 39 amino acids. Lineage: Eukaryota; Fungi; Ascomycota; Sordariomycetes; Magnaporthales; Pyriculariaceae. The transcript has a single exon.
AUGCUUCUACCAGAGCCCGCGCUUUGCAACGGGUUAAGAGAGAGAAAAGAAACAUCAGGCGUCAUCAAAUCUGCGGCUGCUCAUCCUAGCACAGCACACACGGCACAGAGAGAGGGGUAA